CUCGCCCGCCGCCUCACCACCUCCGCACGCGCCAUGCCGUGGCUUAUGAAAGCCGAGCCCGAUACGCGAAUCGUCAAGGGCAAGGAUGUCAAGUUCUCCGUCGACGACUUUGAGGCGAUGGGCGAGUCGCCGUGGGAUGGCGUGCGCAGUCACGAGGCCAAGAACAUCAUGCGCGACAAAAUGAAGCUUGGCGACAAGGUGCUGUUCUACCACUCGAACUGCAAGGUCCCGGGCGUGUAUGCGCUCGCGGAGAUCAGCAAAGAGGGAUAUCCGGACUACACGGCGUGGGAUGCCAACCACCCGUACUUUGACGCGAAGAGCGACCAGGAGAACCCGACGUGGUAUAUGGUCAGCGUGCGGUUUGUGGAGCGGCUCGCGUAUCCUGUGACGCUCGCGAAUGUCAAGAGCCUCAUUGGGCUCAGUUCGCCGCCGGACGGCGUGGCGUAUAUCGGUACGGAGGGGCUCAAGGCCGUACAGUCCAUGGCGUUGAUUAAUCGCGGCCGACUUAGCGUGCAGCCGGUCGAGGAGGCGGCGUAUGAUGCUAUCGUUGCGAUGGGGCGGCGGGGCGGCUUUGAGGAGCCAGUCAAGGGCAAGGGGAAGCGGGUCAAGGACGAGGCCGAGGCUGAGCCUGAGACAGAAACGAAGUCGGCGUCCAAGGGAAAGUCCGGCUCCAACGCUGACACCGACAAGGCCAACUCCAAGCCGCCGUCAAAGAAGAGCCUCGCUGAGACUACCGGGCCAACACCCAAGAAGACCAAGGCCGAGCCAAAGGCCAAGACACCCCGAGCCGAACCCAAACCCCGCGUCGAGGGUUCCCGCCGCAGCUCACGGUUACAGAAGUGAUCACAUCGACAUUCGUGGCUAUGAACUCUUGCUUCUUCAGAUUCUUCGUUGCUUC
Cutaneotrichosporon oleaginosum is the source of this 898-nucleotide messenger RNA. The record is from RefSeq and is a predicted model, not a curated record. NCBI's taxonomy places the organism in Eukaryota, Fungi, Basidiomycota, Tremellomycetes, Trichosporonales, Trichosporonaceae.